This is a messenger RNA of Notodromas monacha, 391 nucleotides long. NCBI's taxonomy places the organism in Eukaryota, Metazoa, Arthropoda, Ostracoda, Podocopida, Cyprididae. The record is from the annotation of a GenBank genome assembly.
UUUUUUUUUUUUUUUUGCAAGAUGUGAUGUUCGCUGAUUUGUGUCACGAAAGCUAAAAAAAAUGGAGAUCGCGUGGAAAAUUGCGUUGAUGAUUAUUUCCCUCGGCACUUGUUGGGCUUCAUCAGCUUCGUCACACAACUCGACAGUGGGUCGGAUCAGAACCCGUCGACAUUGGCGUUUCGACGACACGCGAGUGUCGAAAGCUAUUUGCAUCUUGCGCUGUUUGAAAGACCAAGGAGCCAAAAACUUGUACAUCCCGUUUCCGGACCCGAGAGGAGUUUAUGCCCCCGUGUACACUUGUCCAGAGAAAUCCGUCUUCAGCUGUCCAAAGUGUGUGCAAGGAUGCCCAAACGGAUCUCCAAAUGCCAUCAGCAGGCAGAAGCUAAGUGAG